GGAUGAAUAUCCAACAAAUGAGACGGCGUCGUUUUGGAAGUAAGAGUUACUCCACCCCCUUUCUUUGGACAACAAAGAGGCGCCAUCCACCCCAUUCUUACGGCGGAGAACCCGGGGGGAAGUUCAGCUGUGUUCUUACAAAUGAAGUCGUUGAUGGAGAAGAUAAAGUGGAAGAAGGAGCAAGAAAAAAACACAACAAUGGUUGACACUCCGCUCUCCUGGCUAGAAACCUCCGACUCUAUCUCUCGUUGCUUCCAGUUCGAACCCGAUGGUCACCUAUCCGUUAGAGUUGUUGGUGACACAAGAGCAAUAGCACACAGGAUGGUUGAAUCCUUUCUAAAUAAGUUUUUCCCCUCAGGAUAUCCAUACAGUGUGAAUGAGGGAUAUCUCCGGUACACACAAUUUCGGGCACUGCAGCAUUUUUCAAGUGCAGCAUUAUCUGUGUUAUCAACUCAGUCACUUUUAUUUGCUGCAGGCUUGCGACCAACUCCUGCUCAGGCAACUGUUGUGAGUUGGAUAUUAAAAGAUGGCAUGCAACAUGUAGGGAAGCUAAUAUGUAGUAACUUGGGUGCAAGAAUGGACUCUGAGCCAAAACGAUGGAGAAUUUUAGCCGACGUCCUCUAUGACUUGGGCACUGGCUUGGAAGUUCUCUCUCCCUUAAGUCCGCAUCUUUUUCUUGAAAUGGCAGGCCUUGGAAAUUUUGCGAAGGGUAUGGCCGUAGUUGCUGCACGGGCAACGAGGUUGCCGAUAUAUUCAUCAUUUGCCAAAGAAGGAAAUCUCAGUGAUCUUUUUGCAAAAGGGGAGGCCAUCUCAACUCUUUUCAAUGUAGUUGGGCUUGGGGCAGGGAUACAAUUAGCAUCCACAAUUUGUUCCUCUAUGCAGGGGAAGUUAGUUGUCGGCCCCAUUCUUUCUGCCGUUCACAUAUACAGUGUGAUAGAAGAAAUGCGAGCUGCUCCUGUCAAUACUUUGAACCCACAAAGGACUGCAAUGGUUGUUGCUAACUUUGCCAAGACAGGGAAAAUAUCAAGUCCUGCUGAUCUUAGAUACGAGGAAGAUCUGCUAUUUCCUGGUAGACUAAUAGAAGAUUCUGGAAAUGUAACAGUGGGCAGGGCUUUGCAUAAGGUUGUCAAGCCUUCACAACUUGAUAAAUUGAAACAGAUACUCCGCGAAGAAAAAUUUCUACUAUAUCCUGGAAAUAGAUGGAGUGACUUGAUAUUGGAGCAUGAUGCUACUGGGGAAGAUGCAUUGAGAGGAUGGUUAGUUGCUGCAUAUGCUGCUGACAUGAAGAAGUCUUCUGACAAGCCAAUAGUUUCUAUCUUGCAAUGUGCCUAUGAGAAGAUGAAUGACACGUUCACUCCAUUUUUAUCUGAGCUUCAGGCCAAAGGAUGGCAUACUGAUCGGUUUCUUGAUGGUACAGGAAGCCGUUUUGCAUGGUAAUAUCUACUAGUCUUAGGAGUUGAAUUCCUAAUUCUGAAAAACAUCCACUAAAGAAUCUACAGUGUCAGGCAGUUUCUAUCUUCUUGAUCUUUUCCCUCUAUAGACAUGUCCUUUGAAGUCAACAGAGUAAGAUACCGAAAUUUUCUCGGGAAAAUGAAACUCGAAAAGUAUUCGAGUUUUGAUCCAUGGUGUUGUUGGAUUAACAAUUUUGGCUCUUAUAGGUUCAAGUGGAAUGAAUGUCCCGGGUGCUAGGUUUCAUGUUGUUUUAGUAAAUAUUAAGAGUUGUUUGUAUCGCAUAGUGCUUUCGGAUAAGUAAGAUGUUUAGAUUCCAUAAUAUUAAAGCAUUUGAUAACAAUUACUUUUACUUAUCGCAUA
Messenger RNA from Carica papaya (papaya), 1812 nucleotides. RefSeq names its product root UVB sensitive protein (Protein of unknown function, DUF647) (gene RUS2). Lineage: Eukaryota; Viridiplantae; Streptophyta; Magnoliopsida; Brassicales; Caricaceae. Gene Ontology annotation, cellular component: chloroplast envelope. Gene Ontology annotation, biological process: auxin polar transport; response to UV-B. The record is from RefSeq and is a predicted model, not a curated record.